Molecule: messenger RNA, 1058 nt
Organism: Rhagoletis pomonella (apple maggot)
Lineage: Eukaryota; Metazoa; Arthropoda; Insecta; Diptera; Tephritidae
Gene: BI-1
Product: bax inhibitor 1
Exons: 4
Coding region: 1-741 (246 amino acids)
Biological process (GO): negative regulation of RNA splicing; cellular response to unfolded protein; negative regulation of endoribonuclease activity
Cellular component (GO): mitochondrial membrane
Molecular function (GO): enzyme binding
Source: RefSeq, a predicted model, not a curated record
AUGGCGACAUCGACUGCAACAUAUGCAUCAUUCCAAGACAGGAUUCAAGGCUUCAUUAAUGGAUUAGGCGACAAAUAUGAGCCCUAUGUACGUACCCAUUUGGCUAAAGUAUAUAUGGUUUUAGGAGCCGCAACGGCCAGCACAGCCGUGGGAGCUGCGCUUCACUUGUGGGGCGUUAUAAACCUCGGGCUAUUGGCAGCACUGGCUUCCUUGGGGCUUGUGUUGGGUCUACAUUUUUAUAGAGACGAUGGAAAAAAUUACUAUACUCGUCUAAGCAUGUUAAUGGCGUUCGGCUUUUGUUCCGGCCAGACUCUGGGUCCGCUAAUGCAAUAUAUCAUUAGCAUCAAUCCGUCGAUAAUAUUAACUGCGCUCACAGGCACCGUGGUGACCUUUAUCUCACUCUCAUUGGGUGCAUUAUUGGCAGAACGUGGAAAAUAUCUUUAUUUGGGCGGAUUGUUAAUUAGUGUCAUUAAUACCAUGGCCUUAUUAAGUCUUUUCAAUAUGUUUUUCCAGUCGUACUUUGUUCAGCAGACUCAACUGUAUGUAGGUGUAUUUGUAAUGGCUGCUUUUGUGGUCUUUGAUACACAAAACAUAGUGGAGAAAUGUCGUGCAGGCAAUCGUGAUGUGGUACAACAUGCUUUGGAUUUGUUCUUUGAUGUUUUGAGCAUGUUUAGACGUUUGCUAAUUAUUUUAACACAAAAGGAGGAACGUAAACGUGAAGAACGUCGUAAAAGAAAUUGAAUCACCUACCGAGCUUCGCGGAAUUACAAAACCUGUUAUUAUUUUUUGUUAUAAAACUUUUCGAUAAUAUACCUUCAUAACAUUUAGGAUCUAACUAAUAAUCUGAAUGGUCUAUUUAGCUAUUUUUUUUGUUUAUACUUUCACUUGCUCAUUAUUUCUGUGAACUUUUUAGGACUUUAAGUUGUAAUCAAGAAACUAUAAAUAAUUUAUAGCAGGAAAUGGGAUAAGUAUUUAAGUUUAGUUCGAAGAAUAACAAUUUCGCGUGGUCAUAUUUUUAAUUUGAAAUAUAUUUCAAUAUUCCGAGAAAUAUAAAAUAA